This is a messenger RNA of Penicillium odoratum, 1407 nucleotides long. Its product is annotated as mitochondrial 37S ribosomal protein mS47. The transcript has 3 exons. The coding region runs from base 1 to 1407 and encodes 468 amino acids. Gene Ontology annotation, molecular function: 3-hydroxyisobutyryl-CoA hydrolase activity. NCBI's taxonomy places the organism in Eukaryota, Fungi, Ascomycota, Eurotiomycetes, Eurotiales, Aspergillaceae. Gene Ontology annotation, biological process: L-valine catabolic process. The record is from RefSeq and is a predicted model, not a curated record. Gene Ontology annotation, cellular component: mitochondrion.
AUGCCUCUACGCGCCAAGGUGACCAACCCGGCCUUCAAGGCUUCUUCGAUGUCGACUUCAGCAAAUACUAAAGAACUCCCCGGGGACGAGGCCGAUGACGUUCUGUUCAACUCGAUUUACGGCCUUCGCAGCAUUGAGCUCAACCGACCAAAGAAGCUCAACUCCCUCAAUGGCUCCAUGGCCCGAAAGAUUCUCCCUCGCUUGCAGGAAUGGGAAAAGUCUCACUUGGCAAACAUCAUUCUCAUCUCCGGCGCUGGCGAUAAGGCGCUUUGCGCUGGUGGUGAUGUUGCGGCGUUGGCACUACAGAACGAGAAGGGCAUCGAGGGACAGAAAGCAUCUACCGAUUUCUUCGGACUCGAAUUUCAACUCGACCACCUGAUCGCUACAUACUCGAAGCCUGUCAUCUCUUUCAUGGACGGUAUUACCAUGGGCGGCGGUGUCGGUCUCAGCAUGCACGCUCCCUUCCGAAUUGCGACCGAGCGGACCGUUUUUGCUAUGCCCGAGACAACCAUUGGAUACUUCCCUGACGUGGGUGGCUCGUUCUUCUUGCCACGAUUGGACGGCGAGACAGGCACCUACCUGGCCUUGACUUCAACGCGUCUGAAGGGCGUCCAGACUCUGAGUGCUGGUAUUGCCACUCACUACCUUCACUCUAGUGUUUUGGGCAGUGUCACCCAACGUCUCUCUGAGUUGGUCUUCCACGACAGUGUUGCUCUUCCUGAGCGGUUAGACGCCGUCAACAAGACCAUGGCUGAAUUCUCCGUUGGCGUUCCUCAAAAUGGAAACCAGAUUCUCGGCGGUAAACUUCGCGCCGCCAUCGACCGCUGCUUCGGAUUUGAUACCAUGGAGGAGAUCUUCGCGGCGCUGGAGAAGGAGAAGGAGACCAAUGAGAAAUGGGCCCAGGAUACUCUGGAGACACUUUCAUCUCGCUCUCCAACCUCCCUCAAGGUGACAUUGCGUCAAAUGCGUCUUGGUAAGAAGUGGGACAUCGCAGAGACAUUCAAGCGUGAACACCAGAUUGCAGCCAACUUCAUGCGCCACCCCGAUUUCGUGGAAGGUGUGAAGGCCCGCUUAAUUUCCAAGCCCCCUCGCCAGGCCGAAUGGCAGCCGGCCACUCUGGAGGAGGUCUCGCAAGAAGCCGUCGAUGAGUUCUUCAAAGCCCCUGAAGGCGUGGCUCCCCUGGAGCUGCUGAACAAAACCACCUACCAGCAGUACCCACACGAGCGCUUUUCUCUGCCCAGUGAACACGCCAUUGAAGAGGUUGUGCGGAACAAACGAAUGUCCCAGACAGAAACGGUGAAGCACUUUGUUGAGCGAUGGGGCCAGAAGGAGGGAGUGGCUGAGAAGGUAUCUUCUGUCCUGGGUCAACGGACCAAGCAGGGCGAAAAUGGCUUGACAUGGGUAUAG